Messenger RNA from Scheffersomyces coipomensis, 1514 nucleotides. RefSeq names its product Gly1p (gene GLY1). The transcript has a single exon. Gene Ontology annotation, biological process: glycine biosynthetic process; L-threonine catabolic process. Lineage: Eukaryota; Fungi; Ascomycota; Pichiomycetes; Serinales; Debaryomycetaceae. The record is from RefSeq and is a predicted model, not a curated record. Gene Ontology annotation, cellular component: cytosol. Bases 209 to 1339 code for a protein of 376 amino acids. Gene Ontology annotation, molecular function: L-allo-threonine aldolase activity.
UCUUUAGGUUUAUAGUUUUUUACUAUUCUUAACUGUCUUACUAGCAUAAAGAUAUAUGUAUAUAUUUUUACUAUUUUGCUGAUUUUUAUUUUCAAUUUUUUAUUCAUUCAGUCAUUUAUCAUUCUUUGAUUUUGUUUGUUUAUUUCCUUUCUUUCCUUCUUGUUACCUUUCUUCAUAUAAUAUAACAUAAUUGUUUGCAACUUUCAAUAUGACAGCAGAUGAAGAAGAACAAUUUCCUACGUCUAAUGAAUUCAGAAGUGAUACUUUUACCGUUCCUACCAGAGGUAUGAUUGAAGCUAGUUACUUAACUAGUACCUAUGGUGAUUCAGUUUAUAAAGAAGAUGAAAUCACUCUUGAAUUAGAACUGAAAAUGUGUGAAUUAACUGGUAAACCAGCUGCAUUAUUCUGUGUUUCUGGAACCAUGUCAAAUCAAAUUGGUUUAAGAGCCAAUCUUUAUCAACCUCCAUAUAGUAUAUUAUGUGAUUAUAGAUCUCAUGUGUUUUUACAUGAAGCAGGUGGAUUAGCUACGUUAUCUCAAGCUAUGGUUCAUCCUGUUAUUCCAAGUAAUGGGGAUUAUUUAACGUUUGAAGAUGUUAUCAGUAAUAUAACUUUAGAUGAUGGAGAUAUUCAUGCCGCUCCAACUAAAGUUGUUUCAUUAGAAAAUACAUUACAUGGAAUAAUUAUGCCUAUUGAAGAAAUUGCAAAAGUUUCUCAAUUUUGUAAACAAAAUGAUAUUAAAUUACAUUUAGAUGGAGCUCGAUUAUUUAAUGCAUCAGUUGAAACUGGAAUAACCUUAAAAGAAUAUUGUUCAUAUUUUGAUAGUGUAUCAUUAUGUCUUUCUAAAUCAUUAGGAGCUCCAAUUGGAUCGAUAUUAGUGGGAGAAAUUCCAUUUAUAAAUAAAGCUAAUCAUUUUAAAAAACAAUGUGGAGGUGGGAUAAGACAAGCUGGGAUUAUAACAUCAAUGGCUAUUUAUGCUAUUGAUAAUAAUUUAAAAUUGAUUAAAAAAUCUCAUAAUUUUGCUAAACAAGUUGGACAAUUUUGUCAAGAUCAUGGUAUAAUUUUAGAAUCACCAGUGGAUACAAAUUUUGUAUUUAUUGAUAUUAAAAAAAGUGGAAUUGAUGAUGGAUAUUUGAUUGAAUUAGCUAAAUCUUCCAAAUAUAAUCUUAAAUUGAUGGGAGGUAGAUUAGCAUUUCAUUUUCAAUUGAGUCAAUCAUCAGUUGAUAAAUUAAAACAAUGUCUUUUAGAGGCGUUUGAAUAUAGUAAAGUUCAUCCACCAAAGGUUAAUUUAAAGAAUAAUAAAAAGAUGUAUAAUUAUGAAGCCAUGACAAAAAGCAUAUAGGGUGGUUGGUGAUUAUAUCAUACCAUACCAUACCUUAACGUACCAUAUAGCAUAAGUAGGUUAAGUUCUACAAUUAAUAGAUAAUAAUAAUAAUAAGUAAUAACUAGAUACUUGUAAUUGUAAUAACUAGAUACUUGUAAUUGAUUGAUUGAUUAUGACGGUCAAGGUAAAUCUC